AUGUCUCAGUGUGCACAAGAUGCAGCGGGCAAGGCAGAAGAGAUCGCCCGCAGUGCUGGAAGCCCAAGUGAAGACGAUGUCAAGAGAAGGCCCUGGAAGUUCAUUGGAAAACAAGGCCUCGUUUCGUUCGUCGCGUCUGACCCAGAGCUCUUCGCUGUCAGACGGUUCGACAAACUACACUCACGGGCCAUUCUCAGUCUUCAGGACGAGUUGGCAGAUUACGAAGAACGGCUCGACAACAUGGAUGCCAGAUACAGCUCACUGCAUGUGAUGUUGAUAGGCAGGCGCCCAUCGAUAUUCGUCGAAGUUCCGCCGGGAGGAUUCACCGCGGAAGAAAAGGCCUCGAAUCAAGAAAAGUAUGGCGACAAUGCUAUACCAAGACACAUCAAUAACGGCAGCUUUCGUGACGAAGUAGCUGAGCGCAAAGAACUGACGGAAGCGAUAACUUCUAAGCUCAUGGCUUACGAAAAGUCGCCGAUGCGGCGGUUUUUCGAACACAGAGUCAUUUAUCCAACGAGAAACAGCCUACGUCUCUUCAAACAGAAGCCGGCAGAGGACCUCGGUUGCCAAGAACAGUCGAUGUAUUAUCGGUACAGCGACGAAGGCAUCGAUAGGCUCGCACUAGCUGCUUCUCUUUCAGCAACAAUUGCCAUGUUUCUCACGCCCAUGUGGAUCAUGCACACUUUGGACAGCGGACGAACGAAGCUGGUUGUCAUCACAUGCUUUUCUUUGGCCUGGUUCAUGUUUCUGGCCGUUGCAGCGAUCGGGUCGGCAUCUACCAACUUGGCAGCAACAGCGGGGUAUCUUCAAGCAAUUGAUUUCUCUCGCGUCUGUGUCCGAGCCGCCGACCAGUGCCGAAGGAAUCAAGGGCCGAGUGGGGCCGAAUUUAGUGGAUCGAGUGCACAUCUUAAUCCAACGUCCCACCCCUCACGCGCCGGGCCCUCGCUGUUACUCACGACUCCACGACCCAAGACGGCCAUGGACACAGGCAAACCCCCGCCGGCAUCAUCCUCAUUCUCGGCCGCACACUAUUUCCCGAGUCGGCGCCGCGUCUGGCAGGCAUGCACCAACUGCCGGGCCCGCAAGACGCGGUGCGAUGCGGCGAAACCAAAAUGUAGUUUAUGCAUGGCCCAGAACGCUGACUGUGUGUACAAGGACUCGAACCAGCCACGCAUCGAUCACAAUACUCGCAUCAUGCUGGAGCGUAUUCAACUGCUCGAAGAUCGUUUGUUCUCCUCCCCGGUCUUCGGUCAACCUGCGACAACACCCUCACAUCCUCCACAGUCGCUCGUUCAGCCAGACCCUGCUGAACAGCUCGGAGGAGCAACCUCUUCCUCUUACCUCAGAGAUCGCCACGGCGAUGCCAUGAGCACGGAUGCUGCAGAAACUGACAAGCAGAUUCCCAUCCCGUUGUCACAUACCGCCAACGCAAAUCACGUCUUGGAAUGGCCCAUUGUCCAGCAGCUACUAUCUCAGACACAUUCAGCUCCACCACCAAAGCCGGCCUUGGGUGAUAUGCAAUCGACAGAGGCUACAGACAUCUUCUUCACCCAGGACGCGCAUGCGGCGCCGAGCCUGUGCCCGCCGGAAUCCUGGAGGCUGUUCAACAAGCAGGAUUUCGCCUCUUCCGGUGCUGUGGGCUACUACCGCGAACUCAUCCAGACAUACUUUGACGAAGUCAAUAUCUUCUUUCCGUUACUAUCAUUGGACUACGUUCAACGUCUCUUUGAUGCUAUUGUAUCUUUCGAGAGCUCAAAUGACGAUCAAGACGAUAUCGCGCCUGCACUUCACUGCCUGGUGCUGCUUGUGCUGUCCUUUGGCUCCUUUGUACAUGAUGGGAGGUGUCGAAUUCGCCUUGCAGGAAGCAGCACUGUCACACCACUGCCUUCACAAGACUAUUCAUCUUUGGAUGAUAAACUUUGGCGGAAAGCCAAGCUUCUUCUUGGCUAUGUUUCUUCCGACUUGACCCUCGAGGCGGCGCAGUGCACCAUGCUCGCGAGCCUAUAUACGGGCGCAAUGGGACGAGUAUCAGACUCCUUCCAUUGGGCGCACGCCACAGCUGUCAAGUGCGAGGCCCUCGCCAAACGGGUCACCGCCGAUACCACAGAGACUGGCGUCUUCUCCGAGUCCUUCCGCCGUCUCUACUGGGUCGCGUUCAUCUACGAAGGCGAUUUCAUAUCAGAAGUCUCCAUCACCCUCCCCUCAGGCAUCGCCCGCUACGAAGACGUCGUUCCCUAUCCCGUUCAAGAAGCGCCGUCUCACGCCCGCCGACCCCCCAGUUCCUCCACUGCCCAGCACCUCUCCCCCAGUGCCGCGACGGCCAUCAGCCCCGCCUCGUCAUCCCUCGACCGCACCGAGGAGCUCGUCGCCUUCCAGAUCAGCACCAACGCCGCCAUCCGCCGCUUCCUCAACCGCGUCAACAGCGUCGUCUACGACAGCAAGGACCAGUUCCGCAUGACGCGCGCCAACUAUGCCAACUGGCUCCUCCGCAUCACGGAGGACCUCUGGUCCUUCCACGGCGCCAUCUACCAGAACCUCCCCGACUUCCUCCUCACCAGCAGGCCACGCAAGCCCACAGGGUCGCCCGCCACCCCGGGUUUCCCGUCCGUUGAGGAGCUGGGAAACAACCCGUGGAACGUGCUGCGGCUCGAGGGGCGGUACUAUGCGGGCCAGUACAUCAUCCACCGCCCGUUCAUCGAGUACGUCCUCCUCAACGUCAGUCACUUUGCGACGCAUCCGUGCCGCGAGGCUGUGCUGGAGCGGUGCCGCCUGUGUCUGCUUGGGUGCAAAGGGUUCAUCCAUGUCUUCGACGUGGAUCCCACCAACAGCGUGACGGGGCUCUUCGCCGCGGGCAUGGUGACGUUUACAAUGGUCAUCAUCUUGAGAGUGGCGACCAUGUGUCCCGUGUUUUGCGAUAUUCUGCCGCCCGAAAUUGAGCGUGCGAUUGUUGUCGGUGGGCGGAAUCUGCGUCGAUUCAGUGGAAGUGUCAGGGAGUUUGAGUGGCAUCUGGGCGUCUUGGAGAAACUAGAAGAAUCUUGUCGCAGGCAGGGGGGCGAUGAAUGA
This is a messenger RNA of Verticillium alfalfae VaMs.102, 3063 nucleotides long. RefSeq lists its product as hypothetical. The coding region runs from base 1 to 3063 and encodes 1020 amino acids. The transcript is spliced from 6 exons. Gene Ontology annotation, biological process: regulation of DNA-templated transcription. The record is from RefSeq and is a predicted model, not a curated record. NCBI's taxonomy places the organism in Eukaryota, Fungi, Ascomycota, Sordariomycetes, Glomerellales, Plectosphaerellaceae. Gene Ontology annotation, molecular function: zinc ion binding; DNA-binding transcription factor activity, RNA polymerase II-specific.